Toxoplasma gondii ME49 is the source of this 1564-nucleotide messenger RNA. RefSeq lists its product as hypothetical. Lineage: Eukaryota; Apicomplexa; Conoidasida; Eucoccidiorida; Sarcocystidae. The transcript has 2 exons. The record is from RefSeq and is a predicted model, not a curated record. Bases 455 to 1564 code for a protein of 369 amino acids.
ACGGGAAGAGAAAGCGUGCACACGAGGUCGCGAGACAGGUGAAAAGUGGGAGAAGGCAAACACUGAGGCACAACGGAGUGGUCUGACUCUAAGCCACCGACGAAAGGUGACAGAAGAUCCACAGUAUCGUCUUUUCCCGUUCUUCUCAACCGGACUGGUCAGCGGGUACACUUGUAGAUUUCACAGGUUCCCCGAAAGAGUUUUUUCAGCCGGUGAAAGUUUCUUCAUUGUCUGCGUGUCGGAACACUUACCUUUUUCGCGGUCCCCAAAAAAGCUUUGAUCAAACCUGCGGGCAAAGUGUAGGAACGCGUACCCCUGUCUUGCUGCAGCCUUUCUCUCCGGGUUUUCGCACGGCAGUUGGUUUUUGGGGCGUCCCUGGAGAUGAGGGACGCUUCUGUGGACGUUGCUCCGCCUACUCCGAAUUCGAAUUGGCGAAUUUCCUUGGCGUAUGUGAAUGCCACUUGCGGUCGUCGGGAUGGCGGUUUUUGAGCAGGGAGGUGCUUCCGGAGGUCCGCGGCCCCUGGACGAGAUGUGUGAGCCGAGGGUUUUCCGGUCGCUUAAGACGGAAACACAAAAUGUUUCUCCCUCGGUCUUUGUCAAGGGACUGUUGACUCUUGAAGGUCACUUACGGACUUGUUUGACUUCUCUCAAAGACAGCUGCGGUGCCUGGACGCUGCCCGUGCUUUUCCUUUCGGGGGGCGUGUUCGGCGGCGUUGUCGCGUCCCUCACUUUUCGAGCUCGAAUGGCCGCUAUAAAAAACCAAGCCCGAAGCUCCGGGUGUUUCAGGGACGCCUCCUGUAUAGAAUCGAGGUUUUCUCCUCAUAUUCCUCCCGUUGCCAAGACAUCCCCCGUAGUAGCUCUACAGCAUGCAUCCUCGGAUGGUCUGCCCCUGUCCCAAGUGCCUGUGUCUUCUGUUUCGUCGCUACCACCUCGCCCUUCUGAACUCCUCUAUUCUUCGCUGACACGCACGGAACAAGAUCUGUGUCGCGUCGAAAGUCCGCUUUUUCAGGCUUCUUCAAAAGAGCAAGGAGACGGGACUCCGGCCGCGUGGUUGGGGGAAUCUGUUAGUCGCACUGUGCAGCUUCCUUCUGAAGAGCCUAGCGCGUCUUCUGCUGGAGGCGUAGUAGCAAGUAGCAGUGGAAAGAGUAGCGAGUGUCAGCAAAAAGCGGGCCGCAAGUCUGACGGCGAUUGCCAGCUUCACGUGGUCCCUGAAACAGCGGCAAAUCCGUAUGCAGUGCUAAUGCACGAACAGCGGAGGAACAAAAGAGGAUGGAGCAGUGCUUUUGAUGAUGAAGACGACUGCGAAGGAAACCAGACAGGAGCGUGUCCACGUCCCACAGAACUUUUCACCAUUUCCGAACUCGCUCAGCUCUUCCUUCUCCCUGCUGCAGCGCUGACGGUGGCUCUGGGAUGCACGUGGACUUGGAUGAAAAAGUCGUGUAAUCUAGCGGAUGCCAACGAUGUUUUUCAAACCGCCAUGUGGAUCAAAGGCGUUGGAGCUCCUCCUGCGGCUGUCACCCAGCAGAUUGCUAAAAGAAAAGAAGGAUGCUCUCCGCAGGACUAG